This is a messenger RNA of Colletotrichum lupini, 1326 nucleotides long. Its product is annotated as SET domain-containing protein. The record is from RefSeq and is a predicted model, not a curated record. The coding region runs from base 1 to 1326 and encodes 441 amino acids. The transcript is spliced from 6 exons. Lineage: Eukaryota; Fungi; Ascomycota; Sordariomycetes; Glomerellales; Glomerellaceae.
AUGGCCGAAGUAUUUCAACCCACUUUUUACAAUAACCCCCGCGGUACAAUAUCACAAAAUCAAAGUAUCUCAACUAAAGCACCCAAUUCACCAAAUCCUGCACGUAGCCACGCCAUGUCACAGCCCAAAAACUGGCCCUCGGGUCUGUCAUACCUUUCAGCGCCGGCGCACUCCAAGCUCUUGAGCCAAGCACAACGGCAAGCCAUCGCACAGAAACCACCAGACGUGCCCGACAUCCCCGCGCAAGCCACCGUGCUCCCCAGCCCGCUGGUCAAGAUCACGCCCAUCACGGACGCGGGGCACCCGGCCCAGGGCCAGUGCGGGCUCUUCGCGACACGGCACCUCAAGCCGGGAACGUUUGUCCUGCCGUACCUGGGCACGGUACACCCCGGGGCCGGGGCCUUGGGAGCCGAAGCCGGGACGGAGAAGUCGGAUUACGACCUGUGGCUGGACCGGGAGGCCGAGGUGGCGGUGGACGCGGACAAGGGCGGGAACGAGGCGAGGUUCAUCAACGAUUAUCGGGGCGUCGGGGAGAGGCCGAAUGCGGAGUUUCGGGAGGUUUGGUGUCAGAGAUGGAGGCAGAAGUGUAUGGCUGUGUGGGUGCUGCCCGAGGGCAAGAAUGGACGGGGGAAGGGGGGUAUUGGGAAGGGGGAGGAGAUUUUGAGAAAGGUCAAGAUGAAUUUCAAGGCAGCCAUAUUCAAGAGCCUCGGACUUCUUGGCCAAUGUUACUACGCUGUGCCUGUCCGGCUUGGUGCCACGACGUGCCCAAGGUCGAAGAGGCUGUGCCAAAACAUGCCCGAACCGAUGAUGUACUUAAUAGUACUGGAACGUAAGAACGACGGCAACCUGAAGGCUCCGCGAAUACAUGGGCGUAGCUGCCACAGCUUCUCGUCGAAAACAAAGAACUUAACGAGUGAGGCUCUCGAAAACAACUAUAUGUGGUAUCGAGACAUACCUACAGUCUGCAUAUAUCACAAUCAACUAGAGACCGAAUGCUUUGAAUCACGCCGCGGCGCGGCCAACUAUAAUGCCCUCCGGCAUAGACUUCCGUGGAAGGCAUCAUCACUUCUGAGCCGGGCGUGGUCAACCACUGCGGUCUGCCGCAUAUGCGUCGGGCAACGAACUGUGUUUGACAUCGGGAUUGCACGAAUCCCGUCCAAGCCUCACGUGUAUGGCUACGAACGUCGAACGAGCACUUUUCUGCCUGGGCAUGGCGCCAAGCCGAUGGCGGAUUACUCUGGCUUUGCCCAGAUGUGUAGUCCGUCCAGUUUCAUCUUUUCCCUUUCGGAUGUUAAGAUUCUGAAUAUGAACGCUGCUUUGAAAUAG